Molecule: messenger RNA, 7458 nt
Organism: Pangasianodon hypophthalmus (striped catfish)
Lineage: Eukaryota; Metazoa; Chordata; Actinopteri; Siluriformes; Pangasiidae
Gene: nedd4l
Product: NEDD4 like E3 ubiquitin protein ligase
Exons: 27
Coding region: 1343-5068 (1241 amino acids)
Biological process (GO): ubiquitin-dependent protein catabolic process; regulation of dendrite morphogenesis
Molecular function (GO): ubiquitin protein ligase activity; sodium channel inhibitor activity; protein binding
Source: RefSeq, a predicted model, not a curated record
GGUGCACAAACUUUUGGCCUUAUAGCGUAGUAUAUAUGAUAUGAUACACAUCUCUAUACAUAGCAUGCAAUACAAUACGACUGAGAAAAUGUCACUGUGUCACUGUGUUGCUUAAAUUGCGGCUUCAUGUCUUGUACGUAUGGAGAGCAUGAACACCUCCACAAAGCCAGUUGAAACAACACCACUGUAGGAGAAUUUACACAUGAACAUUUAGCUAUAAGCUUCCCUUACUUUUUCAGCAACAUUAUCCUUGUAACUCCAGUGCAAAAUUUUAACCACUGAGCUAAAUUCAGACAUCAAAUGUUUUAGGGAAAAUUGUGCGAAUUUUUUGGCUUUACAAAGAGCCAAAAAAAAACUUACAACAGGUUUUAAACAGUUUGUUGUUUUUGCUCUGAAGCUACUCAUCUGUAUAAAUAAGAUCGUGUUUCAAAAGCCACCUGCUAACUACUGAAUGACGCGGUCAUGUGUGCUUUUGUUUUUGUAUUAAUGACUAUGAUUUUAAAGGGGAAGCAAAUUUUUUUUCUUUGUUGAUUUAAAGACUUUUUGAUUAGCUCCCAAAUCCUGCUUGGCUUCUCCUCAUGUCCUUGGUGUGUGGGACGAGAGAGAGAGAGAAGAUGCAGAUUUACGAGUUUGCGGAGAGUGUUUCCUGUCUUAGCUGCGAUAUCUCUCUCUCUCUCUCUCUCUCUCUCUUUCUCUGUCUUUCUCUCGCUCUGUCUCCUUCUUGCUCUCUUUUUUUUCUGUCCCUCUCCUGGGGGCUGGCUUCGUCCUGACAGAUCAGUGGCAGCUGACAGAAGGCUGUUUGGAUCUCUCGGGUUGGUGGUGGGGUGUGUUUAAGAGGAACGGGAAGUCUAUGCCAUUUUUGAGGCACGUGACCAAGGCCAUCCUACCCUCACCUCAGCUUUCCUGAGUGCCAGGCGUCCUUAUCCAAUCACGCUUGGAAUGCUACUUGUCACUCUGGUUAUUUCUGCUGCCUGUCACCAUCGAGGUGCAGCGCUAACAGUUUGCCAAAUGGUAGUGGGUUGAUCCCCCCCUCCACAAACAUCCCACCCCUCUUCCUUACACACACUCACACACACACACUCUCUCUCAGUCUCAUUGGGAGUUUGUGGUCUGAACUUUGCAGAUCUCUGGCAGUGCUUCUCUUGUUACUAUGCGCUCCUGCUUUUUCUCUCUCUCUCCCAGUGAGUGAGGGAAGGCAAAAAGUAAAGGGGGAAAAGUGUGUGGGUGAGAGAGAGAGAGAGAGAGGGAGAGAGAGCGCCAGAGAGAGUGCAGAGAGCCGAUCAGACACGUUUAAAGGGUGGGCAAGAGACAGAGUCGACUGGAACUAGACGGAGACGCGAGAAUGUCUCGCCGGCUGCGUCUCUACUUUGGGUCCAACCGCAGCAACACAGCUCCUGAGUUAGAGGAACUCGAGGAUGAAGACCAGAAUACACAUAAUAACGUUGCUGGAGCGGGAGCCAUGCUUUUCCAAAUGCGUCCGCACAACCCGUUGCUUGAGGAAGACGCUCCUGUUUCUGGCGCUUUCUUAAAACGAAGCUCCUCCAUGUUUAUCCCGCAGCUCCAGAGCCAAACUGAACUGCCAAGGCCCACCAAGAGUUCUUCCAUGCAGAUCUCCCUCCAGCGCUCCUCUACGCCCCAGGAAGAUGUACAGUCCAUGGAUUCACCACCAGGAUACCCCCAGGAUCCAGCUCCGGCAUACACCGAGCCUGCAGAGGGCUGGUUAUCUUCUCAAUCUGCAGUUUACCGCAGAAGAGAAAGUCCAACAACUCCGGUUAUGGAUCAGACAAACCCAGGAAUGGAUGCUGCCCAGCCCAAGAGGCGAGUUUUUUGCGUCAGGCCAUACGAUUUACAGAACGGACACUCUCCUUUGAGAAUUGGCAAUGACAGUUCUCCAGGAAUCAGCCUUGGUGGGUUUUGUAUCCAGCAAAGUGCCACCAAUGGAUCUGAUGUCCAGCAGUUCAGAAUAGUUCCCUACAGCCAGGAUGGGCAAAACGGUGCCUGCCGUUGGUCUGUUCAGCCAACCACAGAUGGAAAUUCUGGUACUCGGAGACUCGUGUUCCAGCUUCAACAGGACAGAGGAAGAACCGUGACUACAAAUGGCCAGAGAGAGGCGGCUGAUCUUGGGUCUAAAGGUGGCCGAGCAGUACGGUACCCUCGAAUCCGACUCGAGAGGAGCACCUCUCAGCCUUUACAACCCAGACAAGUACCAUCACGCCCUGGAUCUAUGCCUAACCUUCAUGCCCCCAUCUCUGAGACAGAAGUCGAUGAGGACGGAGCUCAAGGCUGCACCUUUAAGAUCAGGAAAGAGCAGGAUCCGAGGCAGGCCAAGUUCAAGAUAUAUUUCAGCCAAGGAGGCAGCCACAGGUCUAACUCGACACAGGAUAUUAGCUUUGGAAAAGGUCCUACCUGGAACUGCCCAAAGACUAGAGAUGACUUCCUGGGACAGGUGGAUGUGCCUCUGAGUCACUUGCCGACGGAGGAUCCAGCGAUGGAGCGGCCGUACACGUUUAAAGAUUUCCUCCUCAGGCCAAGAAGUCAUAAGUCGAGGGUGAAAGGUUAUCUGAGGCUGAAGAUGGCGUACCUGCCGAAGAACGGUGCUCAGGAGGAGGAGAGCGGCGAGAUGAGAGAGGAGGCUGAGGGAUGGGAGGUGGACUCGGUGGAUCACGGCGGUUCUCGUCGUUCUCAGCAGAUCCUUCCUCCGUUGCCGGCAGGUUGGGAGGAGAAAGUUGAUAAUCUCGGCCGAACGUAUUACGUUAAUCACAACAACCGAACCACACAGUGGAAAAGACCCAGCACAGUUGACGUGGUAUCAGAGACGGACAGCGAUAAUCACCUGCGUCAGAUCAACCAGGAAGCGCACCGAGUGUUUCGCUCCAGACGCCACAUCAGUGAGGACCUGGAGAACGAGCACAUCGACCCCCGAGAGCUCGAUGAUCCCCUCCCCUCCCAGUCCUGGGACCCUAUCACUGAAGAGGAUUUCUCGGGGAUGAGUGAGGCCGUGGCUGGCCCCGCCUCCUCUGCCACGCCCAUUCAUCAGUUCAGCACUCCAGAGUUUUCAGAAGAGAUCAGCAUGAGGCUGUCACUCACUCCUAACACCAACGGAGAAAUGGGCGGAGCUAACAACACCGGGUCUCUCCUGUCAUCCAGGUUGCGUUCCUCCAGUAUGACUGAUGGAGUGAGUGAUCAGGCUCAGACUCCCUCACCUAUGACGUCGCAGUCCAGACGAACCCGAGCCCAAACGGUCACAGGCCUAGAACAGCCCAUGUCCCUGCCCUCAGGUUGGGAGGAGAGAAAAGACGCUAAGGGCCGAACGUAUUAUGUCAAUCACAACAACCGCAGCACAACUUGGACACGCCCUAUUCUGCAGCACACUGAAGAUGGAGUGAGUUCUCCUGCAGGAGCUGUAGGAGGCGCUGUAGCUACUACACCUUCAUCCAGCGGCCAUCUUAGUGAACCCCAAAUGCGCAGACCUCGUAGCCUUAGUUCCCCCACCGUCACUCUGUCCACUCCUCCAGAGGGAACCAAUAACGUGCCGCUUCCUCGUGUGGUGAAGGACACGCUCUCGAACCCGCAGUCGCCUCAGCCUUCGCCCUACAGCUCGCCCAAAUCCCAGCACAAGGUCACUCAGAGCUUCCUGCCCCCGGGGUGGGAGAUGAGGAUCGCCCCCAACGGACGGCCGUUCUUCAUCGACCACAACAGCAGGACGACCACAUGGGAGGAUCCACGUUUAAAGUACCCCGUUCACAUGAGGGCUAAAGGAGCGCUGGACCCCGGCGACCUCGGCCCACUUCCUCCGGGAUGGGAGGAGCGAGUCCAUGCAGAUGGAAGAACGUUUUACAUCGACCACAACACGAAGAACACACAGUGGGAAGAUCCUCGACUACAGAGUCCCGCUAUCACAGGACCGGCCGUGCCGUACUCGCGAGAGUUUAAACAGAAAUAUGAUUACUUCAGGAAGAAGUUAAAGAAGCCGGCGGACAUUCCUAACCGUUUCGAGAUGAAGCUGCACAGAGGCAGUAUAUUCGAGGAGUCCUACAGGCGGAUCAUGUCUCUGAAGAGGCCGGACGUUCUGAAGUCCCGCCUCUGGAUCGAGUUCGAGUCGGAGAAAGGGCUCGACUACGGGGGCGUGGCCAGGGAGUGGUUCUUCCUUAUCUCUAAGGAGAUGUUCAACCCUUAUUAUGGACUGUUUGAGUACUCAGCCACAGAUAACUACACACUCCAGAUUAAUCCAAACUCAGGGUUGUGUAACGAGGAUCAUCUCUCAUACUUCAAGUUCAUCGGGCGAGUAGCGGGCAUGGCGGUGUAUCACGGCAAGCUGCUGGACGGUUUCUUCAUCCGACCUUUUUAUAAGAUGAUGCUGGGAAAACCCAUCACGCUGAACGACAUGGAGUCAGUGGACAGUGAAUACUACAACUCACUGAAGUGGAUUUUGGAGAACGACCCGACGGAGCUGGACCUGCGCUUCUGUAUCGAUGAGGACAACUUCGGACAGACAUACCAAGUGGACCUGAAGCCGAGCGGUUCUGAUAUGGUCGUCACCAACGACAACAAGAAGGAGUAUAUCGAUUUGGUUAUACAGUGGCGGUUUGUGAACAGGGUGCAGAAACAGAUGAAUGCCUUUAUGGAGGGAUUCACAGAGCUGAUUCUCAUCGACUUAAUUAAGAUCUUUGAUGAGAACGAGUUGGAGUUGCUGAUGUGUGGUCUGGGUGAUGUGGAUGUUAACGACUGGAGACAACACACCGUGUAUAAAAACGGCUACUGUCCAAAUCACCCCGUCAUCCAGUGGUUCUGGAAGGCCGUGUUGUUGAUGGAUGCCGAGAAGAGGAUUCGGCUGCUGCAGUUCGUCACAGGAACGUCCAGAGUUCCUAUGAAUGGCUUUGCCGAGCUGUAUGGUUCGAACGGGCCGCAGUUGUUUACCAUCGAGCAGUGGGGGACUCCAGACAAACUCCCCCGUGCACACACAUGUUUUAACCGUUUGGAUCUGCCAGCGUACGAGUCGUUCGAUGAUCUGAGGGAGAAGCUGCUGAUGGCUGUGGAGAACGCGCAGGGCUUCGAGGGAGUCGACUAGAUACACACACACGCGUACACACACUGCAACAUAGAUAUACGCACACACACACACACACACACACACACACACACACAGUCGAAUCUGAGGCCUGGAGCCUUUUAACAGUUGUGUGUGUGUGUGUGUGUGUGUGUGUGUGUGAACACACAUUGAGACUGAUCUGAGACUUUACGCUACACUACAGCACAGUCCUUUAACUCUCUCUCUCUCUUUCUCUCUCACUCUCUCUCACUCUCUCUCACUCUUGCUCUUUCUCACUCUCUCUCGCUCUUUGUCUCUGGGGUGCUUUUACUUUUGCACUUUGCUUCAUCCCUCCAUCUUUCAUGCCUCUGUUUUCUGUCUUUAUUUCUCGUUAACUCUCCUCUCUUUUUUCAAUCCCUCCAUCUUUCUUGCUCUCAGAUGACUGAUUUUUUUUCCUCUCUCUCUCUCUCUCUCUCUCUCUCUCUCUCUCUCUCUCUCUCUCUCUCUCUACUCUUCCACACCUAUUGUCAAAGGAUUAUGGGUAGUGAAGGCGUAGUAAUCGGUAAACCCAUAUCAGGUCUUAUAAACACCAGAUUACCUUAGACGACGAAGAGCGACGAAGAGCCACACCUCCUCUUCCUCCUCUUCUUCCUCACGCCUCCUUCGCUCUUCUUUUCUUCCACGCUGGGGAUUUUUUUAAUCUUUCUUUUUUUUUUCUUUUUUUCAAAACACAGAAGGAACAGUAAUCAUCAUUUUUAGAUUUUUAUCAGUUAUUAUCCGGAUGAUCUUAUCACGUUGGCGUUUGUAUCAAUAAUGUACGUGGUUUACAAUUUUAGGUUAAAAAAAAAUACAACUAAAGAAAUAAAUGAAUACUGCAUGGCGAGCUGGCCGAGCUGUAAUGGGAUUACGGCUGACUCCCUGAUCAGUGUGUUUUAGUGCUGAGAAAACUGGCAUGAACAUGCGUGUAUGUCGUGUUAUGGAUAUGAUUACGUAGUAAUUAACGCUGUUUUCCCGCUCCCCUGGAACUGCCGGGGAAAACCGAGACGCCGUGUAAACGACGCUUUUCUUCACAAGUGUAUUAUUAAUAUUAAUAUUAAUAUUAUUACAAUUAUUAUGCUGUUUGUACAUUUUUUUUUUUGAGGAUUGAGGAAGAAAAAAAAACAAACGUUUAACUGAGUCACUGUAUGUAUUAAAGCUUCUGUAAGUAUUAACAGCAUGAAUGAAGAAGAUGUGAACGUUCUGACUGCUGCAGAUUUUUAGUACUUAAACUCCUCUUUCUGUCACCUUUCCUUUUAUUUCUUUCCCCCCUUUUAUUAUUUAUGUCCAUUCUAACAUCACUAAAAGCUGUAAGGGCACUUUAUCGGUCACUCGCGAGCCUCGUGGGUCGACGUUUUUCUCUUUUAUUAAUAUUAACUUGAAUGUGACUUUGCUAUAAUAUCUAUGAUAUCUUUUCUGUUUCGAGCACUCAAACGACACGGUGCAAUUCUCUCAUCUGAUUUCUGUCAGGCGCUCACCCCGACCUCGCAACACCUGAUCCGGGGUCAGUUUCACCCCUCAGAGUCGUAAUGACGUGGAUCAGGACUGUAGAAAGGUUCGGUGUGGUUCUGAAUCAUUUUCUUUGACUCGGAUUCUCUGAAUCGGGUUCUCUGAAUCAAUAUCUCUGAAUUAGAUUCUCUGAAUCAUUUUCUUUGAACUAGAUUCUCUGAAUUAGAUUCUCUAAUCAUUUUCUUUGAAUCGGGUUCUCUGAAUCAAUAUCUCUGAAUUAGAUUCUCUGAAUCAUUUUCUUUGAACUAGAUUCUCUGAAUUAGAUUCUCUGAAUCAUUUUCUUUGAAUCGGAUUCUCUGAAUCAAUUUAUCUGAACUAGAUUCUCUGAAUCAUUUUCUUUGAAUCAGAUUCGCUGAAUUAGAUUCUCUGGAUCAUUUUCUUUUAAUCAGAUUCUCUGAAUUGGAUUCUCUGAAUCAAUUUCUCUGAACUAGAUUCUCUGAAUCAGAUUCUCUGAAUCAAUUUAUCUGAACUAGAUUCUCUGAAUCAUUUUCUUUGAAUCAGAUUCUCUGAAUCAAUUUCUCUGAAUUAGAUUCUCUGAAUCAUUUUCUUUGAAUCAGAUUCUCUGAAUUAGAUUCUCUGGAUCAUUUUUUUUUAAUCAGAUUUGCUGAAUUAGAUUCUCUGGAUCAUUUUCUUUGAAUCGAUUUCUCAGAAUCAGAUUCUCUGAAUCACUUUAUCUGAGCCUUUUAUUUCUCUCACCUGGUUUCUGUGCUUUCUCUUUCUGCCGCUCACAACGCGGCUCAACCGAUUUCUGAUCUCUGAUGUUAUUGUUAUCUUUCUUUCUUUUCUCUUUCUCUCUUUUGUAGAGCCUGUUGUUUUUGUAUCGAUGGGGAAUGUUCACCCUUGCGAUUCGUAUAACUUGGUUCAAAUUAAACUGAGGAAUGAAA